ACCUGCCUCUCAUCCUUGCCUGGCUACGCGUUUGGGUUAGUACUGUCUUGGAGCAAAAAAAAAACUUUCAGAAGUUUGAGCGAAACCCGUAAGGACUUAUAGCAGCAGCAACGUCUUGGUAUUUUUCAAAGAAGGAGUUGUACCUAUAUCGCAAUGAAAAUAAGUAUUUGGAAUUAUUAACUUCCCGGGCACUGUUCCUACGAUUGUGUCUGGAGGAUUAAAACUUGGAAAGGGCUGGUGUAGACAGUUUGGAGCAGGGAGAUCGGCUGCUUCCAAAAAACAUGGCUUCUUUGCAGCGGCUUGCUGAUGCCUGUCGGGUUUUCAAUCUGUUCUGUUGUAUUCUCUUUUUGGGGUUGGUGGGAGUGAGAGCACGGUCUUGUCCGGGGCCAUGUCGCUGUGUGGGCGACCUUUUGGACUGUAGUAAGCUGCGAUUGCAAGAGAUACCUAAUCAGACGUUCUUACCAAACUGGAUUGUACAGUUGGAUUUGAGCCACAACAGACUGUCUUCAAUUGAACCCUCCACCUUCAGUCACCUUCACAGCCUCCUUGAAAUAAAAUUGAAUAAUAAUCACCUGGAACGCAUACCAAGUCUGGGUCCUGUUUCUAGGAAUAUUACCCUCAUGUCACUAGCAAGCAACAAGAUCAGUGAAAUCCUUCCUGAACAGUUAAAACCAUAUGAGGCCCUUGAAACUUUAGACCUCAGCAACAAUAAUGUUAUGGAAUUGUCCUCAAAAUCUUUUCCUCAUCUACAACUGAAGAACUUGUAUCUUAACAAUAAUCGCAUAGCUUCAAUGGAAUCUGGCUGCUUUGACAAUCUGUCCGGUACCCUGCAGGUGUUGAAACUGAAUAAAAACCGAAUUUCUUCGAUACCUCCCAAGAUGUUCAAGUUGUCUCAGCUUCAGCACUUAGAACUGAAAAGGAACCGGAUUAAAAAAGUGGACGGCCUUACGUUUCAAGGUCUAAGUGCCCUGAAGUCACUUGACAUGCAAAGAAACGGAAUUAGCAAACUCAUGGAUGGAGCUUUUUGGGGACUGAACAAUAUGGAGAUCUUGCAGCUGGAUUACAACAACCUUACUGAAGUAACCAAAGGAUGGCUCUAUGGUUUAUUGAUGUUACAGCGGCUUCAUCUCAGCCAGAAUGCUAUCAACAAGAUCAGUCCCGAUGCCUGGGAAUUCUGCCAGAAACUGCGUGAGCUGGACUUGACCUUUAACCAGCUGGCUCGAUUAGACGAGUCGAGCUUCAUGGGACUUGGCUUACUUGAUGAGCUACAGAUUGGAAAUAAUAAAGUAAGCUAUAUUGCUGAUGGUGCUUUCCGUGGGCUCUCCAGUUUACACAUGUUGGAUCUAAAAAACAAUGACAUUUCGUGGACCAUUGAAGAUAUGAAUGGUGCUUUCACAGGACUUGACAGACUGCAGACACUUGUGCUUCAGGGAAACAGAAUAAGGUCCAUCACAAAAAAGGCUUUUUCUGGAUUAGAUGCACUUCAGCACCUGGACCUGACUAGUAAUGCCAUCAUGUCAAUUCAGGGGAAUGCCUUUUCUGAAAUGAAAAGACUGGAAGAAUUGCAUCUAAACACAUCUAGUCUUCUGUGUGAUUGCCAGCUGAAGUGGCUGCCUCAGUGGGUUGCAGAGUCCCACUUUCAGUCAUUUGUCAAUGCCAGCUGUGCCCACCCUCAGAUGCUGAAAGGAAAAAGUAUAUUUGCCAUCAGUUCAGAUUACUUUGUUUGUGAUGACGUCCCUAAACCUCAGAUCACCGUGCAACCUGAAACACAAUCUGCAUUAAAGGGUGCUAAUGUAAGUUUCAUCUGCUCAGCUGCAAGUAGCAGCGAUUCUCCAAUGACAUUUGCCUGGAAGAAAGAUUUGGAGUUACUACAUGAAGCAGAGAUUGAGAACUAUGCCCACCUCAGAGCGCAGGGUGGUGAAGUAAUGGAGUAUACAACCAUUCUGCGUUUGCGCAAUGUGGAUUUUAGCAAUGAAGGAAAAUACCAAUGUGUCAUAUCAAACCAUUUCGGGUCUUCGUAUUCUGUCAAGGCAAAGCUGACUGUGAACAUGCUUCCUUCUUUUACUAAAACCCCUAUGGACCUCACCAUCCGUGCAGGAACCCUGGCCAGAUUGGAGUGUGCAGCUGUUGGUUAUCCAACACCUCAGAUAGCUUGGCAGAAGGAUGGUGGCACUGACUUUCCUGCAGCUCGAGAGAGACGGAUGCACGUUAUGCCAGAGGAUGAUGUCUUCUUUAUUGUUGAUGUGAAGAUCGAAGAUAUUGGUGUAUAUAGUUGCACAGCUCAAAAUAGUGCUGGGGCCAUUUCUGCAAAUGCAACAUUAACUGUCCUAGAGACGCCAUCUUUCUUACGGCCAUUAGUGGACCGAACUGUAUCCAAAAGUGAAACUGCAGUCCUGCAGUGCAUUGCUGGUGGGAGCCCACCACCAAAACUUAACUGGACAAAAGAUGAUAGCCCUUUGGUGGUAACAGAAAGACAUUUUUUUGCUGCUGGAAACCAAUUGCUUAUUAUUGUUGACACUGACACUGAGGAUGCAGGAAAAUAUACCUGUGAAAUGUCCAAUACUGUUGGAACACAGCGAGGCAACAUUCGAUUAACUGUUAUUCCUUCUCCAAACUGCUACUCUACCCAGAGUGUAGCCACUGCAGCAGAAGACAGUGGAUGGGCUAAAAUUGGCAUCGUAAUUAUAGCAGUGGUCUGCUGCGUAGUGGGUACUUCCCUCAUCUGGGUGGUCAUUAUAUACCACAUCAGAAGAAGAAGUGAAGACUGCAGUGUUACAAACACAGAUGAGACAAAUCUUCCUGCAGAUAUUCCCAGCUAUUUGUCAUCACAGGGCACUUUGGCUGAAAGGCAUGAUGGGUAUGGAUCAUCUGAAAAUGGUAGCCACCAUCAGUUUAUGACUGCAUCUAUGACAGGAUAUUAUCUUCAUCAGAGAGAGAGCAAUGGUGUGUGCCAUAUGGACAGUGGGAGUGAGACAGACGUGGAUGCUGUCACAGAUCCCCUUUUGUGCCAUUAUCUGGGGACUGCAGAAUUGUCAUACCUGAGAGGCCAUACAUAUGAUAUUGAAGCACUUGAUGGAGUUCGUCACACAGGGUGCAGUUCCAAUCAAAGGACAGCAUGUGUGGAUCCAUAUGAUCUGACCCCAUGUUAUGGAAAGAAAAACACAUGUUACCCAUCUGAGGAUGCUUUAGACAAAGCACUUUCUAAUAUCCUAAUGCAGCUUCCAGUAAAAAUGCACAGCAGAGGGACUGAAAUGAAUAAUUCAGAUAUCAACAUAGUAGAAUGCAGUGUGAAUGAGGAGGAAGGUAUGAAUGCCACUGGGACUUUUAUGGGAACAUUUGGAAAAUCUUUAUGGAAGUCACAGAAGAAUCCAUAUUCUUCUUAUUCUCCGUCACUAGCAAGCAAGCCAAACGUUGUGCAUGAUGGCUUGCAUCGUUCCCUAGACUCUGAUACUGAUACAGAUGACUCACAGUCAGUUAAAGUUGUUACUCAGCCUGAACCUGGGAUUUGUACUUUUGAACAGACUUUUGAUAACCAUUGGACUCCAUGUUUUACAUCUCAUGGCACUGAUACGUAGCUGGACUUCAAGCCACAGAACUUUAAAACAAGGUGGGGGGGGGGGGCAUUUCAACAAGCUACCUCGGAAAUACUGAUGCUGAUCUUGGUUCAGGAAGAUCACCUUUCAUGCCAUUUGGAAGACUUUCAUCUUUUAAAUGAACCCACGGUAAAAUGAAAAACUUUUUUUUUUGUCAAAAGGAACAAUUUUAUACAAAGUAAGAAUACAUUAAAACUAUAUUUGCAUAUUUUAAUUAUUUUAUAACAUUUUAUACAGAUAUCUUUUCUUGUAAAAUAUGUAAAUAAUGCCAUGAAUAUUUUGCGUAUUUUUAUAAUGUGAGAGAUUGUAUUAUAAAAGGAAUACAGUGAUGAUAAAAACACUAUUCUGUUUAUGGCUUUUAAGGAUGCAAAAUUAGGUGCUGUUUCAGGCAUCUGGCAUCUUGUUUGCACAGUUCCAUUAAUAAAAGUUUUUGCCUUGUGCAAUAUUGCACUUUGGUAUUUAAAACAAA
Messenger RNA from Protopterus annectens (West African lungfish), 4062 nucleotides. RefSeq names its product leucine rich repeats and immunoglobulin like domains 3 (gene LRIG3). The coding region runs from base 282 to 3575 and encodes 1097 amino acids. Gene Ontology annotation, molecular function: protein binding. Lineage: Eukaryota; Metazoa; Chordata; Ceratodontiformes; Protopteridae. The record is from RefSeq and is a predicted model, not a curated record. The transcript is spliced from 19 exons.